Messenger RNA from Lotus japonicus, 2042 nucleotides. RefSeq names its product receptor like protein 29-like. Gene Ontology annotation, molecular function: protein binding. Lineage: Eukaryota; Viridiplantae; Streptophyta; Magnoliopsida; Fabales; Fabaceae. The record is from RefSeq and is a predicted model, not a curated record. Bases 130 to 1827 code for a protein of 565 amino acids. The transcript has a single exon.
UGAAGUGAGAAAGAAUGUAUGUCUGUGUUAUCACACACCCCUGCAUGUGUCCAUUACAUUGUCCCAGGCACACAGUCAUGUCUUAUCAAUACCACAUUUAUCUGAAACAACCAUUAAACUGUUCUGGAAAUGUACAUUGCCUCUUUUAGUAACCCAUUUGUCUUUCUCCAACUCACUACCCUUUUCCAUGCAAACUACCACAGUCCUACUCACAUUUGCAGCUCAAAGGCGACAGUUUUGUAUUUUUCUUUGUUGCAGCAGCCUUCACUGCUGACACAAAAAGAUGAGACUAUUGCAAUUUACCUUUCAAUUCUUCUCAUUUGCCAUCAACUCAAUUCAAGAAAAAACCUUAUAUUCAGAAACUGGAUCUUGCCCUUUUCAAUUGCCUUUCAAACCAACCAUUAUUGUUGCUGUUUUAUUUUUUCAGUUCACUCAGGCAUUUGUCAAAUGGCUAGUGUACCUUUUCUCCUUGUUGUGUUCCUCUUGUUUGCAGGUGAAAUGGUGGCAGUAAUGGAAGAGAAGGAGUUGUUGGGAUUGUUUGAAGUGAUGGAUGCUCUUGUGGAUGACCCUGACUGGGCCCAAUCACACCCUCAGCCUUGUACUGAUACUCCAUGGCCUGGAGUUGAGUGUGAAGUUAGCAGUGACUACCCACCAAUCUUUCAUGUCACAAAGAUCCACAUUGGUCCUGAAAUACUCUCCCCACCUUGCAAAUCCUCUGCUCACCUAUCACAAUCCUUGCUGAAACUCAGUUACUUGAAAACCUUUUCAAUUUUCAACUGUUUUGUUGCUUCACCAGUCACUCUACCUACAACUCUCUUUGGUCCUUUCUCUUCCUUAGAGCACCUUGCUCUGCAGUCUAACCCAUCACUCCAUGGAACAAUACCUCCAAGUUUGGGCCAUGUGACUAAUCUCAGAGUCUUGAGCCUGUCCCAGAACAGCUUACAAGGAAACAUCCCAAAACAGAUUGGAAAUUUGGCUAGUCUAGAGCAACUUGACCUGAGUUAUAACAAUCUCAGUGGUGAAAUCCCCAAGGAAAUCGGAGGUUUGAAAAGCAUGACCAUUUUGGACCUAAGCUGGAAUCAAAUUGAAGGGAAUCUUCCUUAUUCUGUUGGAGAACUCCAACUUCUCCAGAAGAUGGAUUUGAGCUCAAACAGGAUUUCAGGUAAAAUACCUCCAGAACUUGGAAAACUCAAGAGGUUAGUCUUACUUGAUCUGAGUCACAACUUUAUUGGUGGUCCUGUUCCUGAAACAUUUUCAAGUUUGGAGAAUCUAGAAUAUUUUCUCAUUGAUGACAACCCCAUCAAAGCAGGGGUACCCCCCUUCAUAGGGAACCUUUGGAAGCUCAAAUCAGUGAGCUUAUCAGGUUGUGGAUUGGUUGGUUCCAUUCCCAAUUCUUUAUCUUCCUUGGAGAACCUCACAGCUCUCUCCCUAGAUAACAAUAGCCUCAAUGGGUCAGUUCCUCCAAAUCUUGGUUUUCUUCCGAACUUAGAUCAACUGAACAUCAGCCACAACAAGCUGAAUGGGAUUCUUGAGCUCCCUGAUGAGUUCAUUGGAAAGCUUGGUAAAAGGCUGGAUGUAAGAGGAAACAGUGACCUUUGCAUCAGUGAUGUGACAAACAAGAAGAACCUCUCUUCAUACUUGGAAAUCCCCUCCUGUAGAAAUGACAAAUCUUUAACUGAAGGUCCACCUGAAGAUCCAGCAGGAAUAUUAAAGCCAUCUUGGAUUAAAAGCAACAUGAGUUCAAGUUCAUCAAGAAUGGAUCUAAUACUUAUCCUGUUCAACUUGGUUUUUAGUUUCAUCCUCAUUUUCCUUAAUUUGAUUUUGUGAAUCUGGGAACUUUUAUUUUCAUAAAAUGCUUAAGUUAAAUCUCAUUGAAAUGAAGUGCAUUCAUAGGCAAUGUUGUUGACUUGUUGUUGGUGAUGAUGCCAAUGGAAAUUAUUAUUCAUAUAAAAUUCCAUGCACUAGUCAAAUGUUUGGUGCAGAUGAUUAGUGACUUCAAUUAAUAGGUUCUGCAUUUUGCAUGGCACGGUGAAAGAAAAUAA